Durio zibethinus is the source of this 871-nucleotide messenger RNA. RefSeq lists its product as uncharacterized. Lineage: Eukaryota; Viridiplantae; Streptophyta; Magnoliopsida; Malvales; Malvaceae. The record is from RefSeq and is a predicted model, not a curated record.
UGUCAUUACCAGUUACAGACUUAAAAUUAAUAUCAACCGCUCGUUGUUUCUUCCCCUCCUCUUAUCUCUCCUAAGAUUCUUCAUCUCAAAGAGAGAGAGGCCCUAACAUCCCAACAAUGAUUUGCUCAACAGCUUCCUCUCUCCCCAUUUACCUUGAUAAAAAGAUCUCCACUAGUUCCUUUAAAAACCUGAAAACUAGUUCUUCUUCUUCUUCUUCUUCACGUUGUUGUUUACCAUUAGACUGCCAGGUGCUACGCAAGUCUCUUGUACCUGUUGCUGCUUCAGUUACUAUUCUUCUCUCUCCAAUUCCAGCUAAAGCUGGACUUCUAUCAGGAUUCUCUGGAAUAGAAUCAGUUCCUGGUCCUCAAUUACCUCAAAUUGACUUUCUAAAUCGCUUCAAUGAAGAAAACCAGAAGAAGUACGCUGAAGCUGAUGCAAGAUUCAAGUCAACUCCCUUGCUUAAGCAGCUGUUAGAGCGAUCAAAGCAGAACAAAGAAAAGAACAAGCAAGAACUUCAAGACAAGUACUGCAUACGUGGAGCGGAAUGGGGAGUAGGGGAUUGUUCAGUAGAGGCAAUGUCUCCUGAAGACAAAGAAAAGUUCAUUGCAAUGUUGAAGGAAAAGGCUGGAGCAAAAUGAAUGGAGGAUUUUCAUAUCAUACUUGCUUAGUCAAACAUGCAAGACAGCCAUUUUACUGAUUUUGGUCUAAACAAAAUUCCUCAUUUCUCAAAUCCAUAAAUCAAACAAUUGGUAUGACAUUGAGGGCAGAUGAAAGUUUGAAAAUCAUACUUGAAUUGAAAUGGUCAUGAUUGACUAACUGCUUGUCUCAAUCUUUUGUGAGCAUGUUUAGCUUCAAGUUUUCCAUUCCAAUG